Colius striatus (speckled mousebird) is the source of this 1060-nucleotide messenger RNA. It is a transcript of the gene HRAS, whose product is annotated as HRas proto-oncogene, GTPase. Gene Ontology annotation, biological process: Ras protein signal transduction. Gene Ontology annotation, molecular function: GDP binding; GTPase activity; GTP binding. The record is from RefSeq and is a predicted model, not a curated record. Lineage: Eukaryota; Metazoa; Chordata; Aves; Coliiformes; Coliidae. Gene Ontology annotation, cellular component: plasma membrane. The transcript is spliced from 6 exons. Bases 204 to 773 code for a protein of 189 amino acids.
GGGUGGGGGGGGUGGAUUUCGCCAGCCUUGGGGGGCACCUCGUCUUGUUUGAUUUUAGCUUCGUUGGAAUUAAAAACCAGAUAAAUAUUAUUAUCCCGCUUUAAACUUCCGCGCCCCGCUUUCCAGGACGCGCAUCCCGCCUGGCGGGCAGGCGAGCCCGGUACUGGUCCUUCUGGAAGUCCUGAGCUGGAGUCGGCUGGAAGAUGACCGAAUACAAGCUGGUGGUGGUGGGAGCUGGUGGUGUGGGGAAGAGUGCUUUGACGAUACAGCUCAUUCAGAACCAUUUCGUUGAUGAGUAUGACCCCACAAUAGAGGAUUCCUACAGAAAGCAAGUUGUUAUCGAUGGAGAGACCUGCUUGUUAGACAUCUUGGAUACUGCAGGGCAGGAGGAGUACAGUGCCAUGAGAGACCAGUACAUGAGAACGGGGGAAGGAUUCCUCUGCGUCUUUGCCAUCAACAACACCAAGUCCUUCGAAGAUAUCCACCAGUACAGGGAGCAGAUCAAGAGAGUGAAAGACUCAGAUGACGUUCCCAUGGUGCUGGUGGGAAACAAAUGUGACCUACCAGCCCGGACAGUGGAGACCCGGCAAGCGCAGGACCUGGCCCGAAGCUACGGGAUCCCCUACAUAGAAACGUCUGCCAAAACCAGACAGGGCGUUGAAGAUGCCUUCUACACCCUGGUGCGGGAGAUCCGCCAGCACAAGCUGCGCAAGCUGAACCCCCCAGAUGAGAGCGGCCCCGGCUGCAUGAACUGUAAAUGUGUGAUAUCGUGACUACGCUGACUGGAGCGUGUCUUGGAGAGGUUCCCACUGUGCAGAGCGCGAGGAAAGAGGUGAAGCGAAGGAAGAUGCAGACGGAUUCAGGGGAGGAGGCGAGGAGGAGGGGGAGCAUGAGCCCCUCCAAGGACUAUCUUGUACUUCACCCGGGCCUGCAGCAAAUGACUUUUGUUGGUUUUUUUUUCUUCCCCCAUCCCCUCCUCCUUUGGCCUUCUCCCACCCCGGCAACUGUACAAAGCCACAGAUUGAGUCACAGUAAAUUAUUAUUUGAUGGUCUCGACAAA